Messenger RNA from Wasmannia auropunctata (little fire ant), 2218 nucleotides. It is a transcript of the gene fidipidine, whose product is annotated as coiled-coil domain-containing protein 93. The transcript is spliced from 12 exons. Lineage: Eukaryota; Metazoa; Arthropoda; Insecta; Hymenoptera; Formicidae. Gene Ontology annotation, biological process: Golgi to plasma membrane transport. Bases 157 to 1935 code for a protein of 592 amino acids. The record is from RefSeq and is a predicted model, not a curated record.
GCUAAAUGACAGCUGACUGACAAGUGACAACAGUGACAAUACUUGGGUAUGAGUUAGGAAUCUCUACAAAAUUAACAAUAAAUCAACGCACUCCUGUUUAACUUUGAUUCUAAAUAUAUUAAAAUAGAUAACGUGCUAUUUCUGAAAAGGCACAAUAUGCUGAACGAUAUGCCAAAAAGAUUACUGAGAAGUUCCGAGAGCACAGAGGUCGAUGUACGCGAGGAUGAAGAACAAACCACGAAAUUUCAAGAAAUUAUCGAUUUACUUGUCGCUGCAGGUUACUUUCGGGCGCGAAUAAAAGGUUUAACAAAUUUUGAUAAGGUUGUCGGCGGCAUGACCUGGUGCAUAGAAUCGUGUAAUUUCGACGUAGACGUGGAUUUACUUUUUCAAGAGAAUCUCACAAUUGGUCAAAAAAUUUCCUUGACAGAGAAAAUUGUAGUUAUGCUCCCCAAAAUGAACUGUCCGUACCGAAUAGAACCGCAUCAAAUACAAGGUCUAGACUGUAUUCAUAUAUUCCCAGUUAUUCAGUGGCUAGUAAAGCGUUCUAUGGAAAUGCGACAGGAAAUGGCAGACUUUGUGAGGGCAUUUGCGUUAAAUCAAUUUCACAAAAAGCAUUCUUUCAGUGAAGAUUCUGAAAGCGGGGCAACAGCUAAUGAGAAUAUCAUCAGAAAUUUACGUUCAGUUAAGAAAGCUUAUGAACCACGACGUUUGUUCAAACAAAAAGAGGAUUUUGUGAAAGAUGAAUCGAGUAGAUUUAUUGGCACGGUAUUAGAAUAUGAAGCACCAUUUGAGGCUGUUAAAAAUACAACAAUGACAGCGGCUGAAUCUAAAAGCAGUGAUUCAAGGAAUGAGUCAAGUAAUGAAAAAAAUGAAAAGGACACCACUGAACAAAUUACUGCUGCUCUAUCCGUCAUAGAAGAAAAUUCGAUGCGCUUAAGUGUAAAUACACUUGGAAACAUCGUUGGUAUACAAGCACAAGAAAUUGCUAAGGUGGCAGAAAAAUAUGCAACUAUGGCUACUUCUGAAAUAGGGGAUGGUGACGCAACGGAUUCGUCGCGCGCUCUAAUUGCAUUACAGAAACAGAAGACAACAUUGCAGUCCAGAGUGCGCAAGUUAACGAAGGAGAGAGAUAGCUUAUCUGAUAAACUUACUGAAAUAGUAGAAAAAGUGAAAGAAUAUCGUGCGAGAAAAGAAACCAUUGAACGUUCGUUUAAAAAGAUUCGGGAAAUUGGAAUCAAUGAUAAUGACAGUAUUUUCAAACGAUUAGAGGAACUUCUGUCCGUACAUGAGGGACUGAAAGAACAAGAACAUAAUUUCCGAGAACAGUGCAAGUCAGAUUUGAAUCUUCUUCGAGGUAUGGUACAAGAAAUUGAAAACGGUGCUCCGGUGGAGGAGGAAGAUCGUGUCAAAGAAUACGAAGAGCAAAAGGAAGCUAUAACACGAGUGCGAUUGCAAUUGGCGAAAAAGAAUAGAAUUAUUGCAUCUUUAACGAGGCAACUGGACGAUGUUCCAGGACGCUCCGAAUUGACGCAGUAUCAACGACGUUUUAUGGAACUCUAUAAUCAAGUUUCAGCUAAGCAUAAGGAAACUAAACAAUAUUACACAUUAUACAAUACUCUCGAUGAUACAAAACUAUAUAUAAGUAAGGAAUUGUCAUUGCUAAAUUCUAUUCAGGAUAACUACAAUGAAGCUAUGGCGUCAACAAGUGGCAAGGAACAAUUCCUAAAACAAUUUGAGACCAUUGUUGCAGGAGUGAAGCGCAACAAAACAAUGGUGGAAAAACGAUGUGCCGACGAAAAAGGUAGGCGUGAUACACUUAGUCGACAACUCGUCACUCUCGUGGAGCAACAACGCAAAUAUGUUGCAGCAGUUAGACAGCUUACUAUUGAAUGUCGCAAAAAUGAAGCUUUGUUGGCUCAACUUCGUGGUCCAUAAAUUUCCCUCAGUAAAUGGAAAUUAUGUCAAUAUUUACUUGUGACAUGAUGCUAUUAUAAUACACUAUUUAAAGCUGUUUAAAUUUUGCUAUAUACGCAAUGAAUAUACGAUGUAAGUUAUACAAGCUAUGUAUGUCAAAAAUUUGCUAUGUAUAUAGAAACAUGACAGUUCAUGAAUCUCUCAAUACUGUAUGUGUUAUAUAGCUUGUAAAAAUAUUUGAUACACAAUAUGUACUUCUAACACACACAUACGUACAUAUGUGUGUAUAUAUAAUGUAUAUUAU